AUGUUGUCAGAAAUUAUUCCAAUGGCUCUAAAAUGGGGGAUAUGCAGUACUGGAAAAAUCUGCAGCGAUUUUUGUUCAGCAUUAAAAACCCUACCAUCAGAGGACCAUCAGAUAGUUGCUGUUGUUUCACGAUCUCAAGACACUGCACAGAAGUUCGCGACUACAUUUGACAUUUCAAAAACCUACAGUUCAUAUGAACAGUUUGCAGCAGAUCCGGAAAUUGAAAUAGUAUACAUCGGAAGUGCACACACUGAACACGUCAGGUUGAGUAUUCAAAUACUGAAGGCAGGAAAGCAUGUUCUCUGUGAGAAACCAUUAGCAGAUACACUUGAAGAUGUCAAACUGGUUCAUAAUCUAGCCAAAGAAAAACAUCUCUUUUUUAUGGAGCCAACCAAAAGUACCGUUUCUUAUGAAACAUACUUGUAA
This is a messenger RNA of Mytilus californianus (California mussel), 426 nucleotides long. Its product is annotated as trans-1,2-dihydrobenzene-1,2-diol dehydrogenase-like. Gene Ontology annotation, molecular function: nucleotide binding. NCBI's taxonomy places the organism in Eukaryota, Metazoa, Mollusca, Bivalvia, Mytilida, Mytilidae. The record is from RefSeq and is a predicted model, not a curated record.